CACCUCCUCUCCUCAAAGAAACCUCCAGAGCUAGCAAGAGAGAACUAAGAGGAAGAGAGUUAAAGCUAAGCUAGGUACUUGAAGAUGAUGAAGCUGAGGUCAAAGAGGUUCUGCAGAAGCUUCAGCAGCUCUAAGAUUAAGGCAGGGACUGAUCUGAAGGCUCAGUUUGAUACUAAGGCCAUGAAGCAGGUUGAGGGUGAAAUCAAGUGGGAGCUUAGACCGGGAGGCAUGCUUGUUCAGAGGAGGGAGACUCAAAUCGCUGGAGAGGGCAUGAUCACCGUGAAAGUCUCCACUGUUACACAGUGGCAUGACAUCUCCAUCGAACCCACCUCUACUUUCGGGGAAUUAAAAAUGAUACUGUCAUUGGUGACUGGUAUGGAGGCAAUAGAGCAGAGGCUAUUGUACAAAGGAAAAGAGAGAGAUGACGGUGAAUACCUACACAUGGUUGGUGUUAGAGACAAAGACAAGGUGUUGUUGCUCCAAGAUCCAGCUAUGAAGGAGAUGAAGCAGAUGCUUCAUGGAAGCAACAUUGCAACUUCUACUUGCAGUCGCACCAUUAGUGUCUGAUCGAUCUAGUAUCAUCAAUAAUGACUUAAUAUUUAAACAUUGAUGGAAAUCAAUUAAUCUCCAUCGAUUACUAACCAGAAAAUCGGAAUUAUCAAGUUUGUAUGGCUAAUAGCUAGCAACUUUGAUGUGUCAUUUUGUUGGUACUCCUAGCUAGCCUUGUAAUGUUAAACUGUUAAUGACAUUAUUUACUUCA
This is a messenger RNA of Argentina anserina (silverweed cinquefoil), 760 nucleotides long. Its product is annotated as BAG family molecular chaperone regulator 1. The transcript is spliced from 2 exons. Gene Ontology annotation, molecular function: protein binding. NCBI's taxonomy places the organism in Eukaryota, Viridiplantae, Streptophyta, Magnoliopsida, Rosales, Rosaceae. The coding region runs from base 85 to 567 and encodes 160 amino acids. The record is from RefSeq and is a predicted model, not a curated record.